Molecule: messenger RNA, 2047 nt
Organism: Morus notabilis
Lineage: Eukaryota; Viridiplantae; Streptophyta; Magnoliopsida; Rosales; Moraceae
Product: UDP-glucuronate:xylan alpha-glucuronosyltransferase 2
Exons: 3
Coding region: 89-1954 (621 amino acids)
Biological process (GO): xylan biosynthetic process
Molecular function (GO): glycosyltransferase activity
Source: RefSeq, a predicted model, not a curated record
UUAAACUGAAAACCAUAGAAACAGUUGCAAAUAUAUUCCGAUCGUCAGGUAACACCUGCUACCAAUAUUUCUAGGCAAUUAGUAAAAGAUGGUUGAAGGACUAGGCUUUCCUCAAAGGAUCAUAAAGGCCACUCCUUCAAAAGCUCUGGUCAUCAGAAUCAAUCUAGUUUUCCUCGCUUUCUUCAUCAUUGUCUACGCCGCUCUUCUUCUCCGGCCAUCUCUUUCGGUCUAUCACGAAAACGCAGCUUCUCUUGUUAGAUGCUCUAUUCGAGAAUGCCAUCACAAGGUAAGGUGGGAUGAAAAUGGAAUCAAGGUGAAGGCUGUCUUGGAGGAGUCGACUGAUCAUGAUGAGUCCAAUAUUAAUUUGCCAAAUUAUAACAAGUCCAAAAAUAUAGGAUUAAUAAACGAGACUACUAGUAGUCAUGAUGAAUUGGAAAUUCCAAGCUUCUUGAAGAAAAUGUUGGGGAAGGGAAAGAAGAAGAUUGGGAUGGUGAACAUGGAUGAAGAAGAUGUGAGUGAGUGGAAUAGAAAGUAUUUAGGAGAAACCAUUGCUGUAAAUUUCGAUCACGUGACGGAUUUUUUCAAGUGGGAGGAUUUGUUUCCCGAGUGGAUCGACGAAGAGGAAGAGAGCGACGUGCCGUCGUGUCCGGAGGUUCCGAUGCCGGAUUUCAAAAGGUACGGGAAGAUGGACGUGAUAUUGGCGAAACUUCCAUGCAAUGAGAAGGAGAGGAGGGACGUGUUUAGGCUGCAAGUUCAUCUGGUAGUGGCGAAUUUGGCUGUGAAGAAAGGGAAGAGGGAUUGGAAUAAGAGGACCAGAGUGGUGUUUUGGAGCAAGUGUAGGCCGAUGAUGGAGCUGUUUAGGUGCAGCGAGUUGGUGAAACGACAAGGAAAUUGGUGGUUCUUUGAGCCGGAGAUCCCCAAGUUGGAGCAAAAGUUGUCGUUGCCGGUCGGUUCUUGCCAGUUGGCUCUGCCGCUCUGGGGUCAAGGAAUCCACGACAUCUACGACGUGACGAAGAUCCAAAGCAGCAGCACAAGUUAUCUAAAGAAGAAAUCCAAGAAACGAGAGGCCUACGCCACAGUCCUCCACUCCUCCGAAGCGUACGUUUGCGGCGCCAUAACCUUAGCCCAGAGCCUCCGGCGCAGCGGCACCGACCGCGACCUCAUACUCCUCAUCGACAACUCCAUCUCCGCCGAAAAGCGCGCCGCCCUCGCCUCCGCCGGGUGGCAGAUCCUCGUCAUAACGCGCAUCCGCAACCCCAACGCCGAGAAGGGCGCCUACAACGAGUACAACUACAGCAAGUUCCGGCUCUGGCAGCUCACCGACUACGACAAAAUCGUCUUCGUCGACGCCGACAUCAUCGUACUCCGAAACCUCGAUCUCCUCUUCCACUUCCCUCAGAUAACCGCCGCCGGCAACGACUUCUCCCUCUUCAACUCCGGCAUAAUGGUCCUCGAGCCCUCCAACUGCACCUUCAAAGUCUUCAUGGAAAGCCGAAACGACGUCGUUUCUUACAACGGCGGCGACCAGGGCUUCCUCAACGAGAUGUUCGUCUGGUGGCACCGCCUUCCAAGGAGAGUCAACUUCUUGAAGGAUUUCUGGUCCAAUUCCACCAUUAAUGAAAUCAGCUUUAAGAACGAGCUUUUCGGUGCCGAUCCGCCCAAAGUUUACGCUAUUCAUUACUUGGGGUGGAAGCCAUGGCUGUGUUACAGAGAUUAUGACUGCAAUUGGGAUGUGGAGGAGAGUUUUGUGUACGCGAGUGACGUGGCACAUCAUAGAUGGUGGAAGGUCUACGACGCCAUGGACGAGAAGUUGCAGAGCUUUUGCAGGUUGACGAAGAGGAGGAAGACGGAGUUGGAGUGGGAAAGGAGGAUUGCUAGGAAGAAGGGAUUGGUCAAUGGGCAUUGGAGGAUCAAUAUUACAGAUCCUAGACGCUCUCAUUUGGUUAAAGAUUAGGAUUUUUUUCCUUAAAUUUUUGUUUAAAAGUUACAUGAUCGAUAUUGUUUGUUGUGUCCAGUUCUUUUGCCAAUAAUUUAUGCAGUGUGAAUA